GAAACAAAGUUUUACUCUUCGACUGAUCUGCUUCUUCAUAUGGCUCCAGUUUUCCGCCGACGCCGAAAUAGGAUAAUAAGGAUGACACUCAGAGGUAUCUUAAUGCUUGGCGUUCUUUGCCGACUUACAAAUGUUGCCGCAGGUGCUGCAUCGCCUCACGUUAGUUGCAACCGGACGUACAAGAAGCUUGGCUGCUUUAAAGCAAACUCCAAACCAUUAGACACCCUAUUGAUAACUGACCGAGGCAAAGUGGAUUGGGAAAACUGGGAAGCUUACGUUCACAGCCUGGCCUGCCGUUGUACCGAGGCAACACGAAAGAGAGGCUUUACACACUUUGGGCUGCAGAACUUUGGAGAAUGUUGGAGUGGAUCUGAUGCAGAUAAACGGUACAAGCGUGAUGGCGAAUCAGACCAAUGUGUAAUGAUUUUUCAACAACCGUUUUCACUGUGUGAUAACCUGGACGACCCUAAGGAGUGUGCGGGAUACCCGAAUGUAAACUAUGUCUAUCGAAUUGAAAACGACGAUGAAUGUUCGAAGAGUCCGUGCAAAAACGGUGCAACUUGUGUCAACACACUGAAAGGUUUCGACUGUAAAUGCCCGCAAGGAUUUAAGGGAGCUCUGUGCGAUGAAGAUAUAGAUGAGUGUUCAAACAGCCCGUGUAAAAACCAAGGCACGUGCGUGAACACGAUUGGUGGAUUCCGUUGUACGUGUCCACAAGGAUUCAAAGGCGAUCUCUGUGAUGAAGAUGUGGAUGAGUGUUUGAAUAACCCGUGUAAAAACGAAGGGGCAUGUGUCAAUACGAUUGGAGGAUUCAGUUGUAAAUGCCGACAAGGAUAUAAAGGGGCUCUCUGCGAUGAAGACAUAGACGAAUGUGCCAAUUCUCCUUGUAAAAAUGGCGGAAGUUGUAAGAACAACCCCGGGAGCUUUACUUGUACAUGUCAACAGGGAUUUGAAGGCAAACUUUGUGAUCAAGAUGUGGACGAGUGCUCGAACAACCCGUGCAAGAACGGGGGGACUUGUAUCAACUCGCUUGGAGGAUUUAGCUGUAAAUGUCAACAAGGAUUUAAAGGGGCUCUGUGUGAUGAAGAUAUAAACGAGUGUGCACUUAGUCAACCCUGUAAGAACGGAGGAACGUGCAUAAAUAUCGUGGGUAGCUUUGAAUGUAAAUGCAAAAAGGGUUACACAGGGACAAAUUGCGAGGAAGUUCUAGAUCCAUGUCAGAGCAGCCCAUGCCAACAUGGAGGAAGCUGCGUAAGGAGAGGGCGUGGUUUUAAAUGUAAAUGUGUCGCAGGGUUCCUUGGUAAACUCUGUGAGAGAGAUGAAGAUGAAUGUAGAAAGAACCCUUGUCGUAAAGGUUCCACGUGCGUUAAUAACAUAGGGAGCUUUCAGUGCUUGUGUCCCCCCGGAAUGCAAGGGAAACUGUGUGAACAAGACGUGAACGAGUGCCGGCAGCAGCUGUGUUUAAAUGGAGCUACAUGUGUUAAUUCAAUUGGUGGCUUUCACUGCAAAUGUAAGAGUGGAUUCAGCGGAAAGUUUUGUGAGAAUGAUGUUAACGAGUGUAAACUUGGCUUCGACCCCUGUAAAAAUGGAGGGACCUGUGUCAACAAACACGAUGGAUUUCAGUGUCUGUGCCCACCUGGCAUUACAGGAAUGCUGUGUGAUGUUGAUGUAAACGAGUGCAAGCAACUUCUAUGUAGAAACGGCGCUGCAUGUAAGAACACGCUUGGGAGUUUCGAAUGCAGAUGUAAGAGUGGGUACAGUGGAAAGUUUUGCGAGAAAGGAACCUGCUCCAAUCAGGGUCAGUAUGACCUGGGUCUGAUCAUCGACGGCGGUAGAAGCGUUGGUAACUAUGGUUUCGUUCAAACUAAGUGGUUUCUCCUACAACUAAUUUCCCGGUUCUCUGUGAACUUACGCAAAACACACUUUGGAGUAAUACUAUACAAUAACAAGCCCCGGUUAAUCUGCGGAUUUACAGACGCGACUUCUUACAACCCAGUCCUCCUCAAACUGAAGAUCUUGGCUAUGGAGUUCCCGAAUGGAGAUGUAAGAACUGACAAGGCACUGAAAAUGGCGGGAGAAGAGUUGUUCAAAGCAGGAAAAGACAGACAAAACGUCCCUGAUGUGCUACUCGUGAUUGUCGAAGGGAAAACUGAACAAAACAGCGAGCCAUAUAAGGAUGUUCUAACACCUCUUAAGGAUCGUGGUGUGAAUAUCAUAGCUGUUGGAAUUGGAGAUCAAAUUAGCGUGGAUGAGUUGAAAGAGAUCGCCUUGGGAAAAAGUGACAACGUCAUACACGUUCAAACAAUCGGUGACCUUAAAGCUCAGGAACUCAAGGAGAAGAUCCUGAAGAUAUGUUAGACAGAAUAUAUCGCUACAACGAAAAGCAACUGACAAUAUAUAAGAAACAUUCUGUUUACAACGGGGAACAUAGCAUCUUUCUAUAUGAAGAGAUUUCACUUGUUUGAUCCGUUUCUUCUUACGAUAAACAUAAACUACUUCUGUGAUGGUUAUAAAC
Molecule: messenger RNA, 2515 nt
Organism: Pocillopora verrucosa
Lineage: Eukaryota; Metazoa; Cnidaria; Anthozoa; Scleractinia; Pocilloporidae
Source: RefSeq, a predicted model, not a curated record